This is a messenger RNA of Lathyrus sativus (Indian pea), 1347 nucleotides long. Lineage: Eukaryota; Viridiplantae; Streptophyta; Magnoliopsida; Fabales; Fabaceae. The record is from the annotation of a GenBank genome assembly.
AUGGAAGCUUCAACCGCGGCGGAGGCACCAUCUCCGACGGUGAGUCAGAGAGAUCAAUGGAUAGUAGAAUCGCAGGUCUUUCAUAUUUAUCAACUCUUCGCCAACAUUCCUCCUAACGCCCAAUCUGUCAUGUUAGAGUUGCAACGAGAUAAGCACAUUGAGUACCUUUCCAAAGGACUUCGCCACCUCGGUUCAACUUUUUCCGUCUUAGAUGCAAAUCGACCUUGGCUGUGUUACUGGAUUAUUCAUUCAAUUGCUUUGUUGGGAGAAUCUAUUGAUGAUGGUCUCGAAGAUAACACCGUCGAUUUUCUUAACCGUUGCCAGGAUCCAAAUGGUGGAUAUGCUGGGGGACCUGGUCAGAUGCCUCAUCUUGCCACAACUUAUGCUGCAGUCAAUACUCUUAUUACUCUGGGUGGUGAGAAAUCUUUGGCAUCUGUUAAUAGAGAUAAGUUGUAUGGGUUUAUGCGGCGGAUGAAACAGCCAAACGGCGGAUUCAGGAUGCACGACGAGGGGGAAAUUGAUGUUCGAGCUUGCUACACUGCCAUCUCUGUAGCAAGUGUUCUGAACAUUAUGGAUGAUGAGCUGAUCAAGAAUGUCGGAGACUUCAUUUUAAGCUGUCAAACAUACGAGGGAGGCAUUGCUGGUGAGCCUGGGUCUGAGGCUCAUGGCGGGUAUACCUUUUGUGGGUUAGCUGCAAUGGUUCUGAUUGGUGAGGUUAAUCGCUUGGAUCUGCCUCGUUUACUUGAUUGGGUUGUGUUUCGGCAAGGUAAAGAGUGUGGGUUUCAGGGGAGAACGAAUAAGUUGGUGGAUGGAUGCUACUCGUUUUGGCAGGGAGGUGCUGUUGCCCUAUUGCAAAGAUUACAUUCUAUUAUCGACGAACAAAUGGCAGAGACAUCACAGUUUGUUACAGCAUCUGAUGCACCUGAAGAAAAGGAAUGUUUGGACGGAACCUCAAAUCACGCAACUUCCCGUAUCAGGCAUGAAGGCAUGAAUGAAUCCUGCUCAUCUGACAUUAAAAAUAUUGGUUAUAACUUUAUUAGUGAGUGGAGAGAAAGUGAACCACUUUUUCACAGCAUGGCCUUACAGCAAUAUAUUCUUUUAUGUUCACAGGAGCAAGAUGGUGGACUCAGGGACAAACCGGGUAAACGCAGGGAUCAUUAUCAUUCAUGUUACUGUUUAAGUGGGCUGUCACUGUGCCAGUAUAGUUGGUCAAAGCGCCCAGAUUCUCCACCGCUGCCUAAGGUAGUAAUGGGCCCAUACUCCAAUCUCUUAGAACCCAUCCAUCCUCUCUUUAAUGUUGUUUUGGAUCGAUAUCGUGAAGCUCAUGAAUUCUUUGCUCAGUUGUGA